This is a messenger RNA of Paramormyrops kingsleyae, 1559 nucleotides long. RefSeq names its product caveolae associated protein 2a (gene cavin2a). NCBI's taxonomy places the organism in Eukaryota, Metazoa, Chordata, Actinopteri, Osteoglossiformes, Mormyridae. The record is from RefSeq and is a predicted model, not a curated record. Gene Ontology annotation, cellular component: cytoplasm; caveola. Gene Ontology annotation, molecular function: protein kinase C binding.
GAAUGUGCUUCAGUGUAGCUGCCUGCACUGCCAGGAAAGGAGCGAACGAUAUAGCUCUGUCUGUCCAGAGCCGGGGAGGAAAUCUUCCUGGGUCGGCCAACCGAUACGUUUCGGGCUCCGAAGCACCAGAAGCCAGAUCUUCAUCCACCGAUUCAAAUCCCGGCGCUCCAGAUCUGCGGAAGUGAGCGUGAUCACCAAAGCACAAGCUUCAGGAUGGGUGAGGAUGCAGUGCAGGCAGAGAGGAGCAGCAUCGUGGGUCCCAACGAGAGUCACGACCUGCCGGUUCCCAGCCCCAGCCCCGCAAACAGUAUCUCGCCGCUGUCCCCCGGAGUGGAUGGCGGGCAGGCCAGUGCCAUCACCGUACUAACUCUGCUGGACAAACUGGUUCAUAUGUUGGACACGGUCCAGGAGAACCAGCGCAAGAUGGAAGAGCGGCAGGUCGAGAUUGAGGGCACAGUGCGCAACAUCCAGAGCGACGUGAUCAAGCUCUCCAAGAGCCACUCCUCCACCUCCAACUCGGUCGGCAAGCUGCUGGAGAAGUCGCGCAAAAUGAGCCUGAACCUGAAGGAGGUGAAGGAGAAGAUCGAUAAGCAGGCUGUCCAAGUGAAGAAACUGGAAGUCAAUCAUGCCCACUUGCUCAAGAGGGAUAACUUCAAGGUCCUCAUCUUCCAGGAGGAACGAGAGAUCCCCACAGAAGUGUUUGUGAAAGACUCCAUGCGCCAGCCCCUCCCGGCGGAGGAGGAAGCACCCGGAGUGAAUGCCAACUGCACCCAAGAAGACGGGAUGCAGACCAUCAGCCUGUCCUCUGACGAUGAGAUGGUGCCCCAUGAGGAUGAAGAUGCUGAGGAUGCUUUGGUCAACCAGGAUAUGGCCAGUGAGCGUUCAGAUUGGUCCCGUGCUGAGAAGAUCAAGCGUUCCAGUCUGAAGAAGGUGGAUACACUGAAGAGGGCCUUCUCACGGCAGACUAUCGAGAAGAAGAUGAACAAGAUUGGCUCCAAGAUUGUUUCCCCUGAGCAACGAGAGAAGCUGAAGAAAAGCUUCACUCCAAACCACCCCAAAAGCCCCAGCACCAAGAGCUCCUCCUUCAAAGUGGCCCCUCUGACCUUCAACGUCAAGAAGGUCCGGGAUGGAGAGGCCUCGCCCAAAACCAUGCAAACGGCAGAGUUCACCACAGAGCCCGUCAGCAGCCCAGAAACCGAACAGACCUUCAGCGAGGUGCACACAGAGCUGAAUCCCGCGUUGGAAGGAGCCCAAGGGGCCUGCUCAUCCCAGGAGGACCCAGAGCUGACCGUCCCGUCUGCCUGCAGCCCAGAGAGCGAGCUGCCUGUCUUAGAAAAUGGAGAUGCCCACCCAGACCUGCCUGCCACCCUGCAGCAGCCAGACCAGGCUGAAAAUGAAGAAGAAGGUGAGGAGAAGCAAGAGGAGAUGCCCACUGAGACAAAGAAGAUUGAGGUGGAGGCAAUGAUCCAAGCCGCACCUGUGGCUGUGGAGUAACCGUCCCAGGGUAACCCUGCCCUCUCCUCCUGCCAAAUAUCUAGGCAGCCGCCCUUCCCUUGUAC